Uncinocarpus reesii 1704 is the source of this 2880-nucleotide messenger RNA. RefSeq lists its product as uncharacterized. Bases 1 to 2880 code for a protein of 959 amino acids. The record is from RefSeq and is a predicted model, not a curated record. Gene Ontology annotation, cellular component: nucleolus. The transcript is spliced from 4 exons. Gene Ontology annotation, biological process: maturation of 5.8S rRNA from tricistronic rRNA transcript (SSU-rRNA, 5.8S rRNA, LSU-rRNA); maturation of LSU-rRNA from tricistronic rRNA transcript (SSU-rRNA, 5.8S rRNA, LSU-rRNA). NCBI's taxonomy places the organism in Eukaryota, Fungi, Ascomycota, Eurotiomycetes, Onygenales, Onygenaceae.
AUGCUACAGAAGGAACAGUUGAAACUGUUCAACCGUGGUCUCACUGCCAGCAAAUCCAAAGAGCAUCUUAUCUCGCCAUGUUUACGAUUACUCACGGAAAUCGUGAGUUUUGACGGUGGCGCCGUGGCUCGAAUUGUCUACACAAACCGCCAUAUCACUCUUAAACGCCUUGACGUAUUUCUCAGUGCCCGUAAGUUAAAUGUGGACGAGGAUGCUGAAGAUAGCCGCAAGCCUACCCUUCGACGUAUCGCGCAGCGGUACCUUUUGGCAAACCUCAAGUUCCAAGGCGCAGCCGCAAAGGAGGACCUUGUCGGCCAGGGGAAGCUUAUCAAAGCCCUCCUAGAAGAUAUCCGUAAGGAUGCAGGUGAUAUGAUCAUAGAUAUCAUCAAAACCAUCGACAAGCAUAUCUUAAGCGAUGCGGAACUAUCACGAAGUUCCAAAAGUCGUCUUCUAAAUCGCAACAACCUUGAGCGAUUAGUCACGCUUUACGGAUAUGGAAAGGAGCCCACUGAACCGACAUCUAAAGACGAAUCCGUUGCUGACGAACUCCAUAAAUUCAUGUUGUCAAUUUGCACUUCCCAAGAGAAAGGCGUUCUCUUGCCGGAGACUGGGUGGUAUCCUUCGGGAAGCACUCCGGACUUACUCCCGGCGGAAAGUCCUGAAUGUGUGCCUCUUGGGCUUGAUUCACCUGUCUAUUUUGACAAAUCAAGAACUGCUGUGCCUGUUCGAAACGGGAAUCUUUCUGCUUUAAUCCAGUUUCUCCGGCCUGAUUCGGAUACUCUGCAGAUGGAACUACUCCUGAAGAUAUUCAGAGCGGCUCCUGAGCUCGUAUACGACUUUUUCUCGAAACGAACUAUGUUCACAUCAGACCCAAAACCUACGCCGAGCUGGCUGGGAGAGUCGGCAUUUCUCUUUUCCACCGUCCAGCUCCCGAUACCGACACAGUGUGGUUGGAAAGGGGGGUCACCUCCGGCAAUACCUCCUCUUGUUUCUAUAGCCAUCGAAAGUAUACUGCCUCGCCCUCUGACACAGAAAUUACUGACGCGGUGUAUAAAUCAAAACGCCGAUGUCAUUACCAUAUUCGCUAUCCGGGUCACUACCCUGGCAUUACGGAAACUUCAGGCGGUGCUUAGGAUUUUCAAUGCCCCAAGAGAAGUUGGCCAGGAACUUUGGAGCGAGGCAGCUGUGAAACUAGUCGCUGAGUUUUGUCGAAGAUGUCCCACAAUGAAAGACACGAUCCUCGCAUUUCGCCAAACUCCAAAGGACAACCUACAACAGCAAGACGCCGUGUUGGAGUUGCUUUCGAUGUUUUACCAAGUAAUACCAACUAUUGCUUUCAAGGAGAAGUUCGAUAUAUCCUUGACGUUGGUAGCUGUUCUCAAGCAAUUGGAUGACCCUAGCCUCUCUGAUGGAAGCAGGGAGUUGCUUUUCAACCAGUUGCAGAGUCUGUUGGUUAUUGCACGAGAAUCGCCAACCAUGAGGUGGUGGCAGAAACCAGAGUUUUCUGCAUUCACGUCGGUCCUUAAAGCCGUUGCAGGUGCAACCAAUGAGUCCCUUAUGGAGGAAAUCAAGCCUCUUUUGCAAGAGGUUUUGGUUCAGAACUCAGUUGUAGCCGACCAGAGCUCUUUCGAUGCCUUACUCCAAGGCUUUACUGUAUCGGAUCCGGAGAAUUUUAAAGCACAACUUGGGUUUGUUGAUAAUUGCAUUACGAGGCUUGUGAAAAAGCCUGUCCUCUACCUUGAUUUAGCUCAACGUCUACUCGAGCCCGGCGAAAAACUUAGUUUGAUCACUACAACGAUUAAUGAGCAAUGGCCGUUUGUGGUCAAAGCUGGAAAGGUAGAAAACGAAGCUGCAAUUUCAGGCUGGGUUGCGAACUUGCUUGGAUCUUUAAGAGAUGCUGGCGAAAGUGAGAAAUCAUUAGCCAGUCUCCGGGAUACAAUGAUGGAAGCAACCGAAACCAAGAAAAGUCGGUCGUUGUUGAAAAGGGCUCUCAAAAUCCGUGACAAAGAGGUCUCUGGUAAGCCUAAAAAGACAACGAUGAGAAAUACACCGCCACCUGCAGCUUCAAGCGAGGGAACGGGAAACAUAUUCCUCGCAGAUAUGUUUGGUAAAUGCCCUACUGAAGACGAAUCUCACCCUGGGCUUCAUCGCUGGGAGAAGGAAGAGCUCGAAUUUUCGUUAGAUCAGGGAUACGUUGGUGAAUUGAUAUUAUGUCUUUGCUCUCAACACGAGGAAAUACGUCGACAGGCUAUGAUUGGCAUUUCGCGGUUUAUGGCGAGGCUAAAGGAAUCCACUUACUCGGAACGCCAAACCCUCUAUGUUUUAAUGGGAGAGCUGCUAGAAACCAGCAAAGAGGUUGGAAUGAAUCGUCCCCUUCCAUAUAUUGCUGGUGAGCUUGGUGCGCGGUUGCUGGUGGUUUUAACGGAGCCGCUACAUAAACUCUACAGCAAAGCGAAUGCCUUCCUCAACAAAGCACCGUUGUGGGAGGUUGCCAAAAUUCCAUCUUACUGGAUUGACAAGAUUUUAUUGCACGAAUCAGAAUACGAUGACAGCCAUUACGAGGAAGAUCUGGAUGUCUACCGCCGUGCGGGCGUUUUCGAGCGCUUGCUUUCCCUAUACAGUUCACUUAACCUCUCGGACUCACUACGAAAGAAGAUCCUACAUCUAGUCUUCCGAGUUUGUGAAAUCGGAGGCAGUACCACACUCUUGACCCGCGCCGCAGCGAUGAGCUGGAUUCAGAGUCACGCUUCUGUAAAAAGCCCCCAAAGUCGGCUUCUACAGGCCCUAGCCAGCGAGCUUUACAGAGACUGUAACCAUGAGUGGGUUGAUCGAUGGUCAGGAUCAGCUUUGUCAAUAACUGCAGCCCAAAUGUCAGCAUAA